GAGAGCGGGCUGGAGAAGCGCAUGGGCCCGGUCUUCAUCUCCGAGCCCCCCUCGCAGGUGGACUUCCUGAACACGACGGGCGCCUCGGUGGACUGCCUGGCCUACGGGAACCCCUCGCCGCGCGUGCGCUGGCGGCUGCGCGACGGCCAGCCGGCCGACAACGUGCCCGGCCUGCGCCAGACGCUGCCCAACGGCACGCUCGUGCUCUGGCCCUUCCGGCCCGAGCACUACCGGCAGGACGUGCACGCGCACGCCUACCGCUGCGAGGCCGCCAACGUCGUGGGCGCAGUGCUCAGCCGGGACGUGCACGUCAGGGGAGUGGUGAAGCAGUACUAUGAGGUGCAGGUGUAUGACGAGUACGUGAUUCGAGGCAACACUGCUGUGCUCACGUGUCACGUGCCUAGUUUCGUAAAGGAUUACGUCACUGUUACCUCUUGGAUAAGGGAUGAUGUAGUUACAGUUGCCUCCACUGUGCAAGAAGGGGGUCGGUACAGCGUGUUUCCCACCGGAGAGCUGCACAUUCGUAAUGUGACGACGGGUGAUGGGUCCAUGAGCUAUCGCUGCCAAACCAGCCAUCGGCUCACGCACGAAAUCAUCGUGAGCGCUACGUCAGGACGACUCAUCGUCACAGAUUCGAGUGGUACAGUUCCUCCUCGUGUGACAGACCCGAGGACUGCAUUAUCGGCAGUUCAAGGAGAUAUUGUAGAAUUGCCGUGUGCAGCUCAGGGUUUCCCCGUGCCUAGAUAUAGUUGGUAUAAAUAUGCAGGAAGGAAUAACUCCCAGCUUCUUCCUGUAUAUCAUGAUCCUCGAAAAUCCCAGCUAAGUGGAUCGUUGGUUAUCCGCCAAGUGAGUUUAGAUGAUGGUGGUAAAUAUGUUUGUCUCAUUAGCAAUAGUGCUGGAGAAGAACGUACGGAGAUGCUACUUAUAAUAACUGCUCAUCUUACUGCCCAUAUCCAGCCCCAACAACAAACGAUAGAUGUUGGGCGGCCUGCAAAAUUUAAUUGUUCUUUUUCUGGUCAUCCUGUGAAUGGUAUUUCUUGGAUCAAAGAUGGCAACCCUUUAUUUGAAGAUGGUAUUAGAAUUAAACUGUCAUCAAGAGUGCUUUUAACUAUUGACUCUGUACAAAGAGAAGACAGUGGAAUGUAUCAAUGUUUUGUUUUCAAUGAUGUUGAGUCUGCUCAGGGAACUGCUCAGCUUUUGUUAGGAGAUGCGGCACCAGUUUUUCAUUAUGUGUUUACAGAAGAAACAUUGCAGCCGGGACCAUUUAUAUCUUUAAAAUGUGUGGCAUCUGGAAAUCCGUUGCCGCAAAUCACGUGGACGUUGGACGGUUCUCUAUUACCGGAGGACCAGCGGUUUCGCGUUGGUGACUAUAUUACAAUGCAAGGUCGCGUUGUGAGUUAUGUAAAUAUCACUUCAGUGCGCGUUGAAGAUGGUGGAGAGUAUGAGUGUCAUGCAAGGAGUACGGUUGGAAUAGUGAGUCAUGCAGCUCGACUUAAUGUUUAUGGAUUGCCCUACAUCCGUCCAAUGAAGGACGUGUCGGCGGUCGCAGGAGAGAGCCUUAUGCUUCGCUGCCACGUAGCUGGAUACCCCAUUGACACAAUCACAUGGUCGCGAGGAGGCAGCAGGCUGCCUAUAAAUCGUCGACAAGAAGUCUUUCCAAAUGGUACAUUAAUCAUUCAAGAUGUUCAGAGGGGUGUGGAUGAUGGGACCUACAAAUGUAGGGCAUGGAAUAAGCAAGGGCAGAAUGCUAUUGGAACUGUUCGUGUUCAUGUCAUGGUGAGGCCUGUUAUUGAUCCUUUUUUGUUUCCAAAGAACCUUCAAGAAGGUAUGCGUUCCCGCCUUGUUUGUACUGUGAUUCAAGGGGAUCCUCCCUUUGUAAUAAACUGGAAAAAAGAUGACCGGCCCAUUGAGCCAGGUCUGGGUGUAAUUAUUCGCAAUGAUGAGUUUUCCAGUGAUUUGACAUUUUCUAGUGUUACUCCUCGUCAUAAUGGAAAUUAUACUUGUAUUGUUAGCAAUGCUGCUGCUUCUGUGAGUCAUACUGCUAUGCUUGUUGUGGAUGUUCCUCCAAGGUGGCAUGUGGAGCCCCGGGAUACUUCUGUUGUUUCAGGGCAAAAUGUGCGAAUUGAUUGUUUAGCAGAUGGUUUUCCUGCACCUGUGAUAACGUGGGAGAGAGGCUCAGCCAACUCUCCUCGUCACUAUUCUGCCAUAGCAAGUGGGCCCCAUUAUGAGGUCUACGCCAAUGGUUCCUUGCUUAUAAAAAACGCCCAAGAAGAUGAUGCUGGGUAUUAUUUGUGCCAAGCAAGCAAUGGCAUUGCUUCUGGCCUUAGUAAAGUAGUCUUCCUUACUGUUCAUGUGCCGCCACGUUUUGAGAACAAGUUCCGGAGCGAGACUGCUCGUAAGGGUGAUAUUGUGAGACUGAAGUGUGAAGCUACCGGAGACCAUCCGAUGACAAUCGUUUGGAACAUUGAUAAACAGCCCCUCACUCCUGCCGAGGACCCGCGAUAUGAUUUGAAGGAGUUGGUGGACAAGAAACGCAUGUCUUCGGAAAUAACAAUCAAGUCUGCAGAGAGGAGAGACUCUGCCCUUUUUACGUGCCUUGUUACAAAUGCAUUUGGUCGUGAUGACAUGAAUAUUCGACUUAUAGUACAAGAGCCACCUGAACCGCCACGAGAUGUACGAGUGUUAGAACAUAAAAGUCGCACAGCCAAAAUUUCAUGGUCUUCUCCAUUCAAUGGAAAUAGUGCCAUUAGUAGAUAUUUAGUACAAUGUAAAUCAGAGUCGGGUGACUGGGAUUCAGGAAUCCAAAAUGUCACUACCGGGAGUGAAGAAACUAGCAUUACUCUUCGCGGACUUCGUCCUGCUAGAAACUAUUAUUGCAGAGUUAGAGCUGAAAAUUCUGUUGGAUUAGGAGAUCCUAGUGAGACUAUAACUGUUGUAACAACAGAAGAAGUUCCAGGCGGACCUCCAUUAGAAGUGAAAGCAGAAGCAGUUGAUUCUCAAACAGUUCGAGUUACUUGGAGACCCCCUGAUGUCGAUCUGUGGAAUGGUCCGAUAAAAGGGUAUUAUGUUGGUUAUAAAGUGUAUGACUCCAAAGACUCCUAUUUAUAUAAAACUUUGGAAGUUGGACAAGGAACAAGAGAAGAAGUUUUGCUUACUCAGCUACAAAAGUUUACUAGUUACAGUGUGUUAGUUCAAGCAUAUAAUUCUAUGGGUGCAGGACCACGUUCUGAUGAAGUUAUUGUUCAAACAUUGGAAGAUGUUCCUGGGCAGGCUCCCAGAGACAUUAAGUGUGCAUCACCUACAUCCCAAACUUUACACAUAUCUUGGAGUGCACCCCCAUCCUCCUCAGUUCAUGGAAUUCUUCAAGGAUACAAAGUUCUUUUUCGACCUGCUGAAACGCUUGCAGGUGAUGAAGAAUAUGAAGAAAGAAGUAUUUCAGAACAAGAAGUAAAAUUAACUAAUUUACAUAAAUUUACUAAUUAUACUGUGAUAAUCAUGGCUUUUACGCAAAAAGGAUUUGGAGUUAGAAGUGAUCCUGUUUUUUGUUCCACAUUGGAAGAUGUACCUGGCCCUCCUGCCGAUAUCAAAGCUGUUGUUAUGUCUUCAGAUACUAUUCUUGUUAGUUGGAAGCCCCCUUUACAUUCAAAUGGUUUAGUUACCAAAUUUACAUUAUACUGGCGUAGUUUAGUGAGUGGUGCCAAGAAUGAAUCUGUUAUUCAAAUUCCAUCCAACCAAUAUCAGUACAAAGUGUUAGGGUUACCUGAACGCUCACGUCAUGAGUUUUGGGUUACAGCAUCUACAGCAAGAGGAGAAGGUGAACCUACUCGAGUUGUAUCACAGACAACAAGUAAUAGAGUACCUGCUCGUAUCAUGGAUUUCGGGGAAAGUAUUGUUACUGUGCCUGGAGAUAAAGUUAUUUUAACUUGCCAAGCUGUAGGAUCACCAGUUCCAAAGCGGGAUUGGAAAUUCCGGGGAGAACCUUUGCCAAAAAUGCAUAGAAUUGAACUUCAUGCUGAAAGUGCAUUAGUUAUCCGAAAACUACAGAUAUCUGACAGCGGCAACUAUUCAUGUCGAGUUCAAAAUAGACAUGGUGCCGAUGAAAUUAUUUACGCAUUGUCCGUCACAGAGCCAGUUCCAUCUCAUGUGCCACAAGUGAAGGUCUUGUCAACUACAGCUAAUUCUGUUUUAUUAGAACUUCCUCAAUCUAAAGAUCGGAGCAUCAUCAGAGGUCAUGAGUUGCACUUUAAACCUGAUGGUGGAGAAUGGCAGCAGCGUAGAAUUCUUAGUAAAAAUCAGACAUACAGGUUGGAAAAUUUAGAAUGUGGAGUGAAGUAUCAGUUGUAUGUUGUUCCCCUUACUAGUGAAGGUAAAGGAGAGAGAAGCAAUCCCAUAUCAUUUAAAACUCAAGGUUCUGUUCCACUCGCUCCAAAACAAGAAGACAUGGUUUUUACUAAUUCUACCCACCUCGUUCUUCAUCUAUCCACUUGGCAAGCUGGCGGAUGUCCCAUAACUCGCAUGAGCAUUGAAUAUCGUCCUCAUAGCAACAGUCGCUGGACUGUGCUAACAGAUCAUGCUAACCCUGAAAGGCAGCAUCAACUGGUAGUUCCAGAUCUUGCCCCAGAGACUUGGUACGUCAUCAAAAUCACUGCUUUCAAUGCUGCUGGAUUCACCAUGGCCGAGUAUGAUGUCAUUACUUUGAAAAUUGUUUCGGCAUUUCCCAUUCCAGACCAUGGUACUCAAGGUCAUAUGCCUUCUGCAACUUCUUUCUUUGAAGACACUACCACCCUCGUCUCCAUGGCGUCAUCCGGUGUUGUCUUGAUUGCUGGAAUUGUAGCAGUCGUAUGCCUUGUUAUGUACAAACGUAGGCGGAACACUGGUCAUCAUUACAGAGAUGCAGCUUCAAGAGCAGAUGUUGCUACCACAACUGCUCUUAUGGCUCACAUCGAUAAGAAAACUGGCAGAUCUGAAGCUUCCAGCAGGCACAGUCAUAGUCACAGUCAUGAUCUCCCGUCCUAUUUUUCUUCUCCCGUUCGUAAAGUGGCUCCCACAAACAAUGUUCCUCAAUCGCGCCAAAGCAGUCAACAAGCUGGACCUUCCACUAGUCAUUAGUAUGAAGACGAGAUAGCCCCUUAUGCAACAUUUCAACUCCCUGGCCCUCCUACUGGAGAAGAUAAUGGUGAAACGGAAGAGUUCAAAACCUUCAGUGUUCAUCAUGGAGAGCCUCCCUAUUUAACAAAAACAAGUUUAGACCCUCCAUCAAGUAAAAGUGGAAAAGCUAGCGAAGAAUUGUAUCAAAGUCAAGCUCCUAAUAGUCAUAGCCUCACAUCUGGUUCAUCUAAUCAAGAAGAACUGAUGCGUGCAUAUGAGUAUGCAAGACGUCAUCCGCCUCCACCUAUUCAGUAUGACAACGGUCACAAUCGAGGUCACAGUCAUACAAGUGGAACAGGUACCACUGAAUCGGAAGCCACUGAUCCUGGCAUCCGGCAGUUCAGUGGUACUCCUCCAAAGCCAAAUGAACGCCGCCAAGGAGCAUGCCUUACUCCUGGAACACAAAUUUUUGUUUCCCUGCCAGGUGCUUCGGGUCAGAACACGGACUCCAGCACUUCGGAUGAAGCCACGCCUGUCAACACUCCUCAUCAAGCCAGAAUCAUUCCGGCGGGAUUCGGAGCACUUCCCAGGGAGAGGUCAAGGACGUCUUGGGGAGGACAGAAGGGGCGAAGCCAGUCAGGUGCCAAGAAAUCAAGCUCCAAAGGAAUUAAAAAAGGGCUUUCCAGUGAUGAGAGUGACAGUGAGGGAACUAUUUAUACUUUCAGCCAUGCUGAUACUGCUCUUCGUGGAAGCUCUGGGAAUGACCAGUCUGAAACAGAAUGUGACAAAGAGAAAGUAGCGCGACUAGGUCGAGGUUUCCCUCGAAGACCUCCUCAGAGGUCCCAAGCCAAGUCUGACAUCAUAGACUGCUGACCAGAGACAGACUUUUUAACUUCUUAUUCAGACUGGUCUGAGUGCCCUACUCCACAUUGGAGAAUAAAUACUCUGCUGAGAUCAGUAGAAUGGGGCAGGGGGACCCCCGAACGGAGGGACCCGUGCCCCUGGUUACGCCCGUCCGGCGACUCCUUCCAAUUAUUAGGGUUGCCACCCCAAAGGGGUAUAGGUGCGAUGAACAGUGGUGUGGAAGCUGGUAGCUUAACCAUCUAUUCUGUUAUUGUGUCACGGAGAGUGUGGAAAAUAUCUAUUCUGGUGUUGAGAAAUUUAUAUGACAUUUUACUAAUUAUCUUUUUCGGGACAUUAAUUGUUCUAAAAAGUUAUCAGAAAAGCACAAUAGACAAUUUUAUAUCAAAAAGUGUGUUUUAGAGUGGAGUACAGUUUUGAGAGUCAAUUGUCCUAAUUGAAGAUUUAUAUAUAUAUA
Uloborus diversus is the source of this 6406-nucleotide messenger RNA. RefSeq names its product cell adhesion molecule Dscam2-like. The record is from RefSeq and is a predicted model, not a curated record. NCBI's taxonomy places the organism in Eukaryota, Metazoa, Arthropoda, Arachnida, Araneae, Uloboridae. The transcript is spliced from 36 exons. Gene Ontology annotation, cellular component: axon; plasma membrane. Gene Ontology annotation, biological process: homophilic cell-cell adhesion; dendrite self-avoidance; axon guidance. Gene Ontology annotation, molecular function: cell-cell adhesion mediator activity.